Molecule: messenger RNA, 3644 nt
Organism: Selaginella moellendorffii
Lineage: Eukaryota; Viridiplantae; Streptophyta; Lycopodiopsida; Selaginellales; Selaginellaceae
Product: 2-oxoglutarate dehydrogenase, mitochondrial
Exons: 10
Coding region: 524-3574 (1016 amino acids)
Biological process (GO): tricarboxylic acid cycle
Cellular component (GO): mitochondrion; oxoglutarate dehydrogenase complex
Molecular function (GO): thiamine pyrophosphate binding; oxoglutarate dehydrogenase (succinyl-transferring) activity
Source: RefSeq, a predicted model, not a curated record
GACGGCCACCGACGAGCUCAAUAUGCGGUCUGUGUUUGUAGAAGGUGACCUCAUCAGUGCUGAGGUGCAAUCUGCGAGCCAGGACUCCAUCCACCUCCACACCCGGAGCUUGAAGUAUGGCAAGCUGCAAAUGGGCCAGCUUGUCAAGGUUGAGCCUUACCUCAUCAAGCGCUUGAGCCAGCACUUUCACAGCUUUGGGCAGUACCAGGUGGAAGUUAUCUUUGGGUGCAACGGCUACGUGUGGAUAUCAAGCGUUGCACAGCGUGAACAGCAGCAGCAGCAGCUGGAGGAGGAUGGGGCGGCGAUCCCGAUUCCGCUGGCAACCAGGGAGAGGAUUUGCCGGGUGGGCAACGCUGUGAGAGCGCUGGCCUCGCAGGGGCUCGUCGUGUCUCCAGACUCGGUGGUGGCGGCGUACGAGGCGAGCGUGGGGUGGGGGAUUGAGCCCAAGGACAUGCUUGCGCGGGCCUUUGGUGAAAGGCUUGUUGCGCGGGAGAAUCACAAAUGAAAUAAUUUAGGGCUUGCGAUGGCGCGGUGCCUGGCAGCGAGGGUCUCGUCCAGGCUUGUGUUGCCGAGGUUGCGCGUCGAGACUGGAUCCUUCCAUACGAUUGUUAGACCAGCCAAAAGAGACGCGGUGCAUUUUCAUGGGAGCCCGCGGUGGAUGCAAAGGCCGCCCGCGCCCCGCUCCGUCCCUCUCUCCCGCCUCACUGACAACUUCCUCGACGGCACCAGCAGCGUCUACUUGGAAGAGCUCCAGUGCGCGUGGGAGGCGGAUCCCAGGAGCGUGGACGAGUCGUGGGACAACUUCUUCCGGAAUUUCACGGGCAAGGCGGCAUCCAGUCCCGGCCUGUCGGGACAGACGAUCCAAGAGAGCAUGCGCUUGCUGCUGCUGGUGAGAGCGUACCAGGUGAAUGGUCACAUGAAAGCGCAGCUGGAUCCCCUGGGGCUGGAGCAGCGCGUGCCCCCGCAGGAUCUCAACCCGGCUCUGUAUGGAUUCACGGAUGCCGACCUGGACCGGGAGUUUUUCAUCGGGGUGUGGAGGAUGUCGGGCUUCUUGUCCGAGAAUCGCCCUGUCCAGACGCUGAGGGCCAUUCUCAGACGUUUAGAGCAGGCAUACUGCGGGAGCAUUGGCUACGAGUACAUGCACAUCCCGGACAGGGACAAGUGUAACUGGCUGCGGGAGAGGAUCGAGCAGCACGUCCCCAGCAACUACUCGCGGGAGAAGCAGGCCAUCAUCCUGGAUCGCCUCAUCUGGGGGACGCGCUUUGAGAACUUCCUGGCGCAAAAGUGGACUGCUGCCAAGCGCUUUGGCCUCGAGGGUUGCGAGACGCUGAUCCCGGGAAUGAAAGAGCUCAUCGACCGGGCCGCCGACCUGGGCGUGGACAGCAUUGUCAUUGGCAUGCCUCACAGGGGUCGGCUCAACGUGCUGGGUAAUGUGGUGAGGAAACCGCUGAGGCACAUCUUCAGCGAGUUUAGUGCCGGGAUAAGGCCCGCCGACGUCGAGAAAGGUGGCUACACCGGGAGUGGUGACGUCAAGUACCAUCUGGGCACUUCCUACGACAGGCCAACGCGCAGCGGUAAGAGGAUUCACCUCUCGCUCGUUGCAAACCCAAGCCACCUGGAAGCCGUGGACCCGGUUGUCAUCGGAAAGACGAGGGCCAAGCAGUACUACUCGCAAGACGUCGAGCGCAAGAGAAACAUGGCCGUCUUGCUCCACGGCGACGGCAGCUUCUCGGGGCAAGGUGUGGUGUACGAGACGCUGCACUUGAGCGACCUUCCCAACUACACAACUGGCGGUACCAUUCAUAUCGUCGUCAACAAUCAGGUGGCCUUCACCACCGACCCCAAGAGCAGUCGCUCCUCUCCUUACUGCACCGACGUUGCCAAGGCCUUGAACGCUCCCAUUUUCCACGUCAAUGGCGACGAUGUGGAGGCCGUUGUCCACGCCUGUGCGAUGGCGGCGGAGUGGAGAUGCCACUUCAAGGCGGAUGUCGUCGUUGACAUCGUUUGCUACCGCCGGUUUGGUCACAACGAGAUCGACGAGCCGAACUUCACUCAGCCUAAAAUGUAUCAGGUCAUCAAGGGCCACCCCACUUCUCUCGACAUCUACGAGAAGAAGCUGGCCCAAGUCGGGCAGCUGAAAAAGGAGGACAUUGCAAGGGUGCACGACAAGGUGAUGGCGAUCUUGAAUGAAGAGUUUCAGAGCAGCAAAGACUAUAUCCCAAAGACACAAGACUGGCUUGCAGCAUAUUGGACGGGAUUCAAAAGCCCGGAGCAGCUGUCCAGGCUACGAAACACGGGUGUCAAGCCGGAGAUUCUGAAGAACUUUGGCAAGGCGAUCACCACGCUACCUCCAACUUUCACGCCACACAGAGCGAUCAAGAAAGUAUACGAGCAACGUGCGCAGAUGAUUGAGACGGGAGAAGGUGUUGACUGGGCGACUGCAGAAGCCUUGGCCUUUGCGACGCUGCUUGCCGAAGGCAACCACGUCCGCCUGAGCGGUCAGGACGUUGAGAGAGGCACAUUCAGCCACAGACAUGCUGUCAUACACGACCAGAAGUCUGGCGAAAAGUAUUGCCCUCUGAACCAUGUGGUGAAGAAUCAGAAGGACGAAAUGUUUACAGUCAGUAACAGCUCACUGUCGGAGUUUGGAGUGCUUGGGUUUGAGCUUGGGUAUUCGAUGGAGAACCCAAACUCGUUGGUUUGUUGGGAGGCCCAGUUUGGAGAUUUUUCCAACGGUUGCCAGGUGAUCUUCGAUCAGUUUCUGAGCAGUGGGGAAGCAAAAUGGUUGCGUCAGACGGGCCUGGUCGUCCUGCUGCCACACGGUUAUGACGGGCAGGGACCAGAGCACUCGAGUGCGAGGCUGGAAAGAUUUCUACAGAUGAGCGAUGACAAUCCAUUCGUCAUUCCUGAGAUGGAGGUGUCCCUUCGCAAACAGAUUCAAGAAUGCAACUGGCAGGUGGUGAACGUGACAACUCCUGCCAAUUACUUCCAUGUACUCCGCCGGCAGAUUCAUCGGGACUUUAGGAAACCUCUUGUCGUCAUGGCGCCAAAGAAUUUACUGCGCCACCAGGCGUGUCGGUCAAGUCUGUCCGAAUUUAACGAUGUUGAGGGACAUCCUGGGUUUGAUAAGCAAGGCACCCGAUUCAAGCGACUGAUCAAGGACCAAAACAACCAUGCUGAGGUGGAGUCGGGGGUUCGUCGCCUCGUUCUCUGCUCUGGAAAGGUGUACUAUGAGCUGGAUGAGGAAAGGCAGCGUGUUGGUGCCAAAGACGUAGCCAUUUGCCGCGUGGAGCAGCUUUGCCCGGUUCCUUACGACCUCCUCCAACGAGAACUCAGGCGAUAUCCAAAUGCGGACGUUGUUUGGUGCCAAGAGGAGCCGAUGAAUAUGGGUGCAUUUCCCUACAUGGCUCCUCGCUUGGCAACUGCCAUGGUUUCCGUGGAGCAUGGCAGCUUCGAGGACCUCAAGUACGUGGGAAGGCCUCCCUCUGCAGCAACUGCGACGGGGUUCGGCAGUGUGCAUAGCCGUGAGCAGAAGGAGCUUGUUCAAAAGGCGCUCCAGGAAGACAGGAUGUGACACCAACAUUCCAUUCCGUUCUGCAGAUAUACAUUGUAUCAUCAAAAAAUAGACUUCCCAACUUUCAGUA